CCGGAGGAGGAGAGGCAGCGGCUGCGAGCAGCGGAACACCGAUGACAUCAACGAGCAGCAGAACCUCCGGAGGAUCCCGAUCAUGAUGGAGGAUCCGCGGCCGAGUUCAGGAACACCGGAUCAGACCGCUGAGGAUUAUGAAAAGCAGGACAUGAAGCUCAAGCACAUCUAGAAAAAAGAGAAACGCCAGAGUGCUCCUGAUGAUGGCGCUGCGGGUCUCUGGAUCUCCGCUCCUGCUCAUCUUCAUCUUCAUCUCGCUGCAGAACUCCUGCGCCGCCUUGUCGGCGCCGAGGUUCACCAAGAUUCCCACAGAUCAGAUCGGUGUGUCGGGCGGUGUGGUGUCGUUCGUGUGUCAGGCCUCAGGAGACCCCAGACCGCAGGUGUUCUGGAACAAAAAGGGCAAGAAAGUCAAUUCACAGAGGAUAGAGACCAUAGAGUUUGACGAGGGCUCGGGGGCGGUGCUUCGGAUCCAGCCACUCAGAGCGCCGCGUGAUGAGAAUGUGUACGAGUGUGUGGCCAAAAACACCGAAGGGGAAAUCGCCACCACCUCCAAACUGUCCAUCGUCAGAGAGGACCUGCUCCCCUUCGGGUUCCCCAGCAUUGACAUGGGUCCGCAGCUGAAGGUGGUGGAGCGCACCCGGACCGCCACCAUGCUGUGCGCCGCCAGCGGGAUCCCGGACCCCGAAAUAUCCUGGUUUAAAGACUUCCUGCCGGUGGAGCCGGCGCUGAGCCAGGGCCGCAUCAAGCAGCUGCGCUCAGGUGCGCUGCAGAUCGAGCGCAGUGAGGAGACGGAUCAGGGCAAGUACGAGUGCGUGGCGUCCAACUCUAAGGGCGUGCGCUACUCGUCCCCUGCUAACUUAUACGUGAGAGUUCGCCGUGUUCCUCCGCGCUUCACCAUCGUUCCCACCAGCCACGAGAUCAUGCCGGGCGGCAGCGUGAACAUCACCUGUGUGGCCGUGGGCUCCCCGAUGCCGUAUGUUAAGUGGAUGCUGAACAGCGAGGAUCUGACGCCCGAGGAUGAGAUGCCGGUCGGACGGAACGUUCUGGAGCUCAACGGCGUUCGAGAGUCGGCCAACUACACCUGCGUGGCCAUGAGCAGCCUGGGCAUCAUCGACGCGGUGGCGCAAGUCAUCGUCAAGUCUUUACCCAGAUCUCCGGGGACCCCCAUCGUCACAGAAACCACCCCCACCAGCAUCACCAUCACCUGGGACUCUGGGAACCCGGACCCGGUGUCCUACUACAUCAUCCAGUACCGCGCCAAAUCCCCGGACAGCAAGUUCGAGACGGUGGAGUCCAUCACCACCACGCGCUACAGCAUCGGCGGGCUGUACCCCAACACCGAGUACGAGAUGCGGGUGUCUGCGGUGAACAGCAUCGGGCAGGGGCCGCCCAGCAGCCGGACGGAGGCCCGCACCGGAGAACAGGCGCCCGCCAGCCCCCCGCGCAACAUCCAGGCCCGCAUCAUCUCCUCCAGCGCGGUGAUGGUGCGCUGGGACGAGCCCGAGGAGCCCAACGGCCUGAUCAAGGGCUACCGCGUCUACUACACCCUGGAGCCCUCGCUGCCCGUCAGCGCCUGGCAGAUCCAGCACGUGCAGGACAGCACCAUCACCACCGUGCAGAGCCUGCUGCCCUCCGAGACGUACACCAUACGGGUGCUGGCCUUCACUGCGGUGGGCGACGGACCCUUCUCUGACCCCGUACACGUCAAAGUCAGACCCGGAGUUCCGGGUCAGCCAGGGAAGUUCCAGGCGGGCAGAGUGACGGACACCAGCGUGGAGCUGAGCUGGGAACCGGCCUUCUCCAAAGAGCCCGUCAAAGCCUACCAGCUGAUCUAUAAAGCUCCGGAGAUCAGCUUCGAGGAGAAGAAGAGUCUGGAGCCUCGGCUGUCGUAUGUGGUGGAGAAUCUGCAGGCGAACACUGAGUACAGCUUCUCUCUGGCCGCCGUCUCCAGUAAAGGCAUCGGAGCAUUCAGCAACGAGAUCCGCCGUCGCACCGCGCAAGCCAACGUGCCGAGGAAUUUCUCAGUGAAUUUGGCCACUAAGACGAGUGUGUUGCUGACGUGGGAGUUUCCGGAGAGCAGCGCCCCCUACCCUUUCACUGUGGAGUACAACAAGAAGACGAUGGUGGUGGACGCGCGGCUGAGGAAGGCUGUGAUCCCGAACCUGGAGCCGGACACCAGCUACGACUUCAAGAUCACGCGCGAGUCUUCAGGGAACAUGAGCGGCCUCAGACACCGCAUACACGCCAAAACAUCUCCACGAAUCCUGAUCCGCCGGCCCGAGCUGGACCACACCCGCGAGACCGAGACCACCCUCACCAUCAUACUGCCCUCUCUGGACAGCAAGAGCAACAUCAGGAACAUUUAUGUGGUGGUGGUUCCUCUGAAGAGAGCCAAAGGAUAUAUGCGACACCUGAAGAGCCCUGAUGAGAUGGACCUGGAGGAGCUGCUGAAGGACAUCAGUCAGAAGCAGCGAGACCCGCGCCAGCGUCAGGUGGACCUGCGGCGGGCAUACAUCACUGCCCGCUUCACACCUGCCACCCUGCCCGCCUUCUUCACCCUGGGGGACCAGAUCGACUACGACGGCUUCAAGAACCGGGCGCUGGAGGCGGGACAGGAGUAUAUGUUCUUCAUCCUGGCAGAGCUCAACUCCACCACUGGGAAGAUGUUUGUGGCCAGCCCGUACACAGACCCGGUGAUCGCUCCAGACUCGGACCCGCAGCCGCUGGACGCCGGUGACGGCCUGAUCUGGGUGGUGGGACCCGUGCUGGCGGUCGUCUUCAUCAUCUGCAUCGUCAUCGCCAUCCUGCUCUACAAGAACAAACCUGAUGGCAAGCGCAAAGACUCUGAGCCGGGCACGAAGUGUUUGCUGAAUAACGCAGAGAUGAUGGCGCACCACCCCACUGACCCUGUGGAGAUGAGGCGCAUCAACUUCCAGACUCCAGGAAUGAUGAGUCACCCGCCCAUCCCCGUGUCUGAGCUGCCCGAACACAUGGAGCGCCUGAAGGCCAACGACAACCUGCAUCUGUCACAGGAGUAUGAGUCAAUUGACCCCGGGCAGCAGUUCACGUGGGAACACUCUAACCUGGAAGUGAACAAGCAGAAGAACCGCUAUGCUAACGUGAUCGCGUACGAUCACACUCGCGUGAUUUUGGCUCCAGUUGACGGCAUUAUGGGUAGUGACUACAUCAAUGCUAACUACAUCGACGGCUACAGGAAGCAGAACGCCUACAUCGCCACACAGGGGCCGCUGCCCGAGACCUUCGCAGACUUCUGGAGGAUGGUGUGGGAGCAGCGGGCGGCGUCUGUGGUGAUGAUGACCCGACUGGAGGAGAAAUCACGGGUGAAGUGUGAUCAGUACUGGCCCAGUCGCGGCACAGACUCCUUCGGGGCGGUCCAGGUCAGUCUGCUGGACACUAUGGAGCUGGCCACCUUCUGUGUGCGCACCUUCUCUCUGCACAAGAAUGGCUCUAACGAGCGCAGGGAGGUCCGUCAGUUCCAGUUCACCGCCUGGCCUGAUCACGGCGUUCCCGAAUAUCCCACUCCAUUCCUGGCAUUCCUGCGCAGAGUCAAGGCCUGCAACCCACCGGACGCCGGACCCGUCAUCGUCCACUGCAGCGCUGGUGUGGGCCGUACCGGCUGCUUCAUCGUCAUUGACGCUAUGCUGGAGCGUCUGCGUCAGGAGCGAGCGGUGGAUGUGUAUGGUCACGUCACCCUGAUGCGCUCGCAGCGGAACUACAUGGUGCAGACGGAGGAUCAGUACGGCUUCAUCCACGAGGCGCUGCUGGAGGCCGUGGCCUGCGGGAACACGGAGGUGGCGGCGCGGAGCCUCUACGCCUACAUACAGACGCUCACACAGACCGAGGCUGGAGAACACGUCAGCGGGAUGGAGCUGGAGUUCAAGCGUCUGGCCAACUCUAAAGCACACACGUCCAGGUUCGUCAGCGCUAAUCUGCCCUGCAACAAGUUCAAGAACCGGCUGGUCAACAUCAUGCCAUACGAAACCACGCGUGUGUGUCUGCAGCCAAUCAGAGGCCUUGAAGGGUCCGACUACAUCAACGCCAGCUUCAUCGACGGAUACAGGCAGCAGAGGGCGUAUAUCGCCACCCAGGGGCCGCUGGCGGAGACCACAGAGGACUUCUGGAGGAUGCUGUGGGAGCACAACUCCACCAUCGUGGUGAUGCUGACCAAACUGCGGGAGAUGGGGAGGGAGAAGUGCCAUCAGUACUGGCCCGCGGAGCGCUCGGCUCGAUACCAGUACUUUGUGGUGGACCCCAUGGCAGAAUACAACAUGCCGCAGUACAUCCUGAGAGAGUUCAAGGUCACCGACGCCAGGGACGGACAGUCCAGGACGGUCAGACAGUUCCAGUUCACCGAUUGGCCAGAACAAGGAGUCCCAAAGUCGGGGGAGGGGUUCAUUGAUUUCAUUGGACAGGUGCAUAAAACCAAGGAGCAGUUUGGUCAGGAUGGACCAAUCACAGUGCACUGCAGUGCGGGCGUCGGGCGUACAGGAGUGUUCAUCACCCUCAGUAUCGUGCUGGAGCGCAUGCGUUACGAAGGCGCCGUCGACAUCUUCCAGACCGUCAAGAUGCUGCGCACGCAACGGCCGGCCAUGGUGCAGACGGAGGAUGAGUACCAGUUCUGCUAUCAGGCCGGGCUGGAGUACCUUGGGAGUUUUGAUCACUAUGCAACAUAAGAGCUGAUGAACGGCACCAUGAUCAACACCUUCCCCCUCGACAACCCUACAAAAACACCCGCAGAGGAACGACAACCAGACACACACACUUACAGCGGCGCGGAGCAGACGAUCUCUCAGGACCUCUCCGCGACGCGCCACGCAAACUAUUACCUCAGUGUUCAAAUAUUGAUAUUAAUGUUGUGGUGGGCUUUUAGAAAUAUUAAACUGUGGAUGAAGAUCUUCUUUGUAACAAGAGGAAAGCGUUACAUGUACAAAAUCUAUUUAAAGCAGAACAACAACAACAAAAGAUUAAAAAAACAAAGAACUCUGAAAUCAAAGCCUGGGAUAUUGCUGCACCCUUCAGUGGGAGUUUCUUCAAACUGUAUUUGCCAACGUCAGACGGAGCGAGUCGGUCUGUGCCUGCCUGAAGUCAUGUACCGGAAGCAGAUCUCCCACCGUCUGUGCCUAACGGAGCGACCGCAGAACUCAGCACACGUGAUGUGACGGCACGGACUCACUCCUUUCCAUACUGUAUUUGAGUGUCUCUACAUGACUAUAUGCUGCUUACGCCGUGUGUUUGGGUGGCCGAGGGAGCUUUGAGGCUUGAAUCUCUCGUAUCUGUAUCAUGUUCUUUUGCUCUUUCCGCUAUAAUGUUCUGCGCUGUGUGUGUGGCGAGACGGCGAUCUUCAGCACAUGUUAUCGCAGGGAAACGUGUGUUUCAUCCCGCCGUGUUUCCGGUCUCGAAAGCGCUCGAAAGAUUGGAGCCAAAACCAAACCCGAGCCACUAAAUCUCUUCCUGUCAUGUUUAGCUAGCGACGGCGCGAUGUGUAGUAGCGCAGGACAGCAGCCGGUUGUGAGAUCGCCGCCAGAGACGUGAAGUGAGCCUUAUUGUUGUUGUCAAAUAUUUAAUCGAGCGGAUUUUUUAUUGGUUUUGUUGAUAUUAUGCUUGAAUUUCUAAGGAUCUAUUUAUUUAAAUGAUUUUUAUGGCAAUAUACUUCGUGAGCUGUGGUGUAGUUGGCCAGCUAAUGUGACUGUACAUGGCUCAGAUGUACAGUGUUGUGCUUCGUAACCCUCUCAGAUAUUUUGAUAUUUCCUGUGCACUGAUUGUUCUAGAGGAAGCCGGCGGCCCAGACCUCACCGAGCGGCUCGGAAACACAGUCCGCUCGACACGUAUCGCUCCCGAGAACAAAACACACACGUUACUCAUGAACGAGCACACUCAUAACCUCAGAUCGGCAUCUGCUGAAGGUUUGCAUACAGUGAUGCACUGAAGAGACCUAACCAAAAACACAGCACUGACCCCACCAUCCACUGACACGUACUCCAUUUAUUAUGAUUACUAUUGUUAACGGGUUUAAGGUGCGCUCGCAUUUAGAGUGUUUCAGGGUGAACGAUUUCCUGCUUAGAGAUACGACCAUUCACUCAAAACUACGAGUCUUAAUAGCACACUCACUAUGCUCUCUAAUUAAUAGCACAAACACAUGUCUGCACUCAUUAUGGAGCUGUUCUGGUCUUCCCUCAUAUUUAUAUUCUCUGAAAUAUUGUCUCGAAGUGUUUCAGAACAUGCGUAAAUAACCUUCCCUUAAAGGUGCACUAAGCAAUUUUUGCCAAAUACUGCCAAAGAAACACGCCCAUAAUCCAACAAGACCACGCCUCUUAUGUAAAUCUACUUUACUGCUGAUUGGCUGUAAUAGUGGUUUGGGAUUUGCAUAUUUCCUACAUUAUUUAGUGCACCUUUAACACUGGUAGAACAUGCAAACUCCACACAGAAACACACACUGACCCAGCCGAGGCUCGAACCAGUGACCUUCUUGCUGUGAUGUGAUUGUGCCAGCCCACUGCGCCACCGAGACCCUCGUAAACAAUAAGUUGUCCAGUUCAAACUGUAUUGUUUGCAGUACAUCUCUACAGGUUUAUAAACAGAAAGAUCAAGGUUUCUCUGUGAAACGGCACUGAUGUGAACGCACCUUUACACACUGAAAACUGACGCUGGUGAAGCGGUCCGAUGACUGCUGUGUGACCAAACAUGAAGUGUUUAACCAGCACACGACUGGUCAGCAUCAGCACAGUUCUCCAUAAUGAAAGCACACGUCGAGACAUGAUCGCUCGCAUUAAUUAUUAUCGCUAAUCAAAUCUUUUGACCAUGAUAUAAAGCACACAUAAACCCUGACCUUUGACCCAAGCGGAGCUGGCGCGUGACCGUGGGCCGAGUGCUGCGUAGUCUUUCACUUUUCUCUGCUUAUUGAUUUCUGAUCAUGUAUGUAGAUAUGUUGACUUUGUAUUAAAACUGAACGACUGGA
Messenger RNA from Danio aesculapii, 6976 nucleotides. RefSeq names its product protein tyrosine phosphatase receptor type Sb (gene ptprsb). NCBI's taxonomy places the organism in Eukaryota, Metazoa, Chordata, Actinopteri, Cypriniformes, Danionidae. The record is from RefSeq and is a predicted model, not a curated record. Gene Ontology annotation, molecular function: protein binding; protein tyrosine phosphatase activity. Bases 201 to 4694 code for a protein of 1497 amino acids. Gene Ontology annotation, biological process: protein dephosphorylation. The transcript is spliced from 30 exons.